CAGGAGGAUCAUCUUCUGUCCGGCAUGCAUGCCACCCAACCACGCGAGGCACGUAAGCCAAACUGUGUCACCGAAUAUUUCUGUCUCCAUGACAAUGUCAUAUGAGAGAAAAAAUAUUCGUAAAAAAGCUUAUAAGAACUGUCGACGAAUAUCACAACACUAAUUCUGAACGCAUAGGCUUUAUGAGGCUGUUUGGAUUGACGCCCGAGGCUGCCAAGCCAAAAUAUUGGCGUUGACCGGGCACAUGGGCAUCGUUUGGAUCGAAACCAAUUCUUUGGCGUGCCCUGACCACCUUCAGCUUUCUAGUUCAUUUUUUUUGCCAAACUAUCGGUCAGGGCAUGGGCGGCAAAAAGCCUAUGCAUUGACGGGGUCAGCGUGGGCGAUAUCCAAACAGCCCCUACAUAUGUUUUAUGGACCUUCUCUAACUAAUCUUCUCCCACCCCUCUUAAUUUCAGUGAGGGUGGGCCCCUCAUCCAGAUUUCUACCCAAUCAGAAAAUCCCAGCCAAGCCUGUCCGUUGACUCCGUAAUGGGCCCCUCAUACAGUCGCAAGUGAUGGGUAGUCUGGGAAAACCCUAGGCCAUUUCUCAGACUACCCAUCAGGGCCGGAGAAGUGUGAAUAGGCCAUUUCUCUAACUACCUUUCUUCUUACCAGCGAGCGAGCGAGCGAGCGAGCGAAUCGUCACACCGAACCGAUGGCCGCCGCCGCCGCCCUCGCGGAAGCCAGCAAGUGGCUGGCCGUCUCGGCGAAAGCCGUCGCCGAAGCCAGCAACUGGGCCUCCGUCGCGGCGAAAGCCUGGGAGUCCGACGAGGACGCCGACAAGCGCUUGUCCAUCGCGUCGAACGCGGCCGCCGAAGCCAAGAAGUGCGCCGCCGUCGCGGCGAAAGCGGCCGCCGAAUCCAAAAAGUGGUCCUCCAUCGCGAUAUCCAAACGCAAGUCCCUCGCUGUGGUGCCCCCUUCUCGGGACAAGGCAGGCAUCAAGAAUGGCUUCAAGGAGGAGGAGGAGGAGGAGGAGGAGGAGCUGCUGGUCAUCACCAACCCUAAGCUGGGCAGUCUCAUCUACCAUUGCUUCAACAUUGCCUUUGUGUUGGAGGUGCUCUUCUUUAUGGCCCAUGUUGUCUUCUGUUACAACGCGGUUGAAGUCUGGUGGCAGGCUCUGGCAGCUGUUGUGAUAGUGUCGCCUCUCUUCAUAAUGAUGCUUAGGGAUGUUUUCGUGAGGGCGUAUGCCAUGGGAACCCCCAACGUUUGCAGCAACAAAUUACUGUCCUGUGAGCAAGUGCAAGCAGAUGAGUGGUCAGUUGUAGUGAAAAGAGUAAGCGCACUGCCGUCUGGGUAAAGUCUUUUUAGCUGUGUGUGAUGAACUAGCGGUGGUAACUGAGUGGGCUGGAAUGGUUGACAUAUAUGUCCUGGGUUGUACUGCGCGCCCGUCCUUAUAAGAUAGAUCGAUCACCUGUUUGUCUGGAUUUUUUUAGUUUGUCAAUAGCUUUGUUCCUAAAUGAUUAUUCUGCUGCUAAACGCCUGAACCUUGUGGAGCUAGCAGAAUAAAUUAAACUGCCAAAACUUCUUAUAUUUA
Molecule: messenger RNA, 1572 nt
Organism: Triticum urartu
Lineage: Eukaryota; Viridiplantae; Streptophyta; Magnoliopsida; Poales; Poaceae
Source: RefSeq, a predicted model, not a curated record